CCUGUUAUUACAGGUUCUAAGUUCUGUCAUGGCGGCACCCAGUCGUCAAGCCGGUGUGUGCCUCCAAGAUGUUGAGUUUUCUGUCCGCUCGACAGUUGGGUUUGGAGGACCCUCUUCGCUUGCGUAGGGCGCAGUCCACACGGAGGGUCCUAAGCCUGGAGUUGAACAAAGACCGAGAUGUUGAAAGAAUCCAUGGCAGUGGGGUCAACACUCUUGACAUUGAGCCUGUUGAAGGAAGAUACAUGUUGUCGGGUGGUUCCGAUGGCGUGGUUGUCCUCUAUGACCUUGAGAACGCCAGCAGACAGCCCUAUUACACGUGUAAAGCAGUGUGUUCCAUUGGCAGAAGCCAUCCUGAUGUUCACAAAUACAGUGUGGAGACUGUUCAGUGGUACCCUCACGACACAGGCAUGUUCACAUCCAGUUCGUUUGAUAAAACUCUGAAAGUAUGGGAUACAAACACAUUGCAGGUGGCAGAUGUGUUUCAUUUUGAGGAAACUGUUUACAGUCAUCACAUGUCCCCAGCAGCCACCAAGCACUGUCUGGUAGCAGUUGGUACUAGAGGACCCAAGGUACAACUUUGUGACCUAAAGUCUGGGUCCUGUUCUCACAUUCUACAGGGUCACAGACAAGAAAUAUUGGCAGUUUCCUGGUCACCACGCUAUGAGUAUAUCUUGGCAACAGCAAGUGCUGACAGUAGAGUAAAAUUAUGGGAUGUGAGGAGAGCAUCAGGAUGCUUGUUUACUCUUGAUCAACAUAAUGGGAAAAAGUCUCAAGCUGUUGAAUCAGCCAACACUGCUCACAAUGGGAAAGUUAAUGGCUUAUGUUUUACAAGUGACGGGCUUCACCUGCUCACCAUUGGCACAGAUAACCGAAUGCGGCUCUGGAAUAGCUCCAGCGGGGACAACACCCUGGUGAACUAUGGCAAAGUGUGCAAUGACAGUCGGAAAGGGGUAAAGUUCACUGUCUCCUGCGGCUGCGGCACAGAGUUUGUGUUUGUCCCAUAUGGUAGCACCAUUGCUGUUUAUGUGGUUUACUCAGGAGAACGGCUAACUAUGCUUAAGGGACAUUAUAAAAGUGUCGACUGCUGCGUGUUUCAGUCUAAUUUCCAGGAACUUUACAGUGGUAGCAGGGACUGUAAUAUUCUUGCUUGGGUCCCAUCCUUAUAUGAACCAGUCCCUGAUGAUGAUGAUAAAGCUGCAACCAAAUCCCAGUUGAAUCCAGCGUUUGAGGAUGCCUGGAGCAGCAGUGAUGAGGAAGGGUGACUGUCAGCCCUGCUGCCUUCAUUCCUUGUCCAUCACACUUGCACAGCAGCAGCACCUGUGUGGACUUCAGCUGGGCCUGUUCUUUUGGUUAUUGUUGUUUUUGAGACAAGGUCUUAUUGUACAGCCCUGGCUAGCCUAGAGCUAGCCCGGAACUCUAUAUAGAGCAGACUAGGCUCAAACUUGCAGCCAUUCUCCUGCCUCUGCUUCCCAGGUGCUGGGAUUACAGGGUGUGUGUGUGUGUGUGUGUGUGUGUGUGUGUGUGUGUGUGUGUGUGUGUGUGUGUGUGUGUGUGUGUGUGUUUCGUUGUCUUUUAACUCUUCAAUUAGUUUCUAGCCUGUUUUAGUUU
This is a messenger RNA of Acomys russatus (golden spiny mouse), 1608 nucleotides long. RefSeq names its product ERCC excision repair 8, CSA ubiquitin ligase complex subunit (gene Ercc8). The record is from RefSeq and is a predicted model, not a curated record. Gene Ontology annotation, biological process: protein polyubiquitination; proteasome-mediated ubiquitin-dependent protein catabolic process; transcription-coupled nucleotide-excision repair. The transcript has 12 exons. The coding region runs from base 69 to 1262 and encodes 397 amino acids. Lineage: Eukaryota; Metazoa; Chordata; Mammalia; Rodentia; Muridae. Gene Ontology annotation, cellular component: Cul4A-RING E3 ubiquitin ligase complex; nucleotide-excision repair complex. Gene Ontology annotation, molecular function: protein binding.